UAGUCGAAUUAUUGAAUAUUAAUAUUGAUUAUAUUCUUUUUAUAUAUUUUUUCACAAUGAUGAUAAACGAUAAUGAUUCAUACGACAAAGAUAUAAUGGUAGUUGAGCGAAUUAAUGAUGAUUGCCUGGCUGAAAUAUUCACGUAUGUGCCAACAUGUGAAAGACCAAAAAUUGCACUGGUAUGCAAAAAAUGGAAAAGAGCCCUUGACAAUUCUUGGUUUCAUGUUAAAAAACUUGAAUUAACUUAUUGGCGAUAUGAUGAGGAUCCGAAUUUUUUAAAGAUAAAAUAUCCAACAGUCGAUGGACAAUUCAAUUUUUUAAAAUCACUGCUUUAUAAAUGUGGUCGUUAUUUAAGAGAAUUAGACUUGUCAGUCUAUCCUCAAUGGAAAAUAGUACCAGUUGUUAAUGAAUAUUGUCCAAAUCUUGUAAAACUUCGAAUCAGAAUCGAUGAUAUUUAUCAUGAAAAAAUAGAUAAUGCAUUUUCAAAUCUUUCUAAACUAAAAGUAUUGAAAAUUAUAUUUGAUAAGGCUCUUUAUGGUUUCCAGCCAUCGGUACCUACAGCUUUGAUUAAUUCAUUGAUAAACGUUGCUGAUACAUUGACUGAUCUCAAUAUGUCAAAUUGGUGUGGAGGCAUACUUGGCAAAGCUCAUUUUCCAGAAGAAAUGACUAGUGUGGUUUUUCAACUAAAGGCCUUAAGACGAUUUGCACUUGCUGGUAUAGAAUGUCCCAUAAGUUUAUGCAACUAUCUUGACAAUUUUCAAACAAUAGACGGCGUUUAUGACGACAUUUUUGUCAAGAAAGCUAGAAAUAGUAUUUAUAAAUUUGCCCAUGAAAAUAUGGAGGUAUUAGAUAUUGUUGGUUAUCCAAUUAACGAUGAUAGUAUAUAUAAUAUUGCUAAUAAUAUGAAACGAGUACACACACUACGUAUGUCAUGUAAAAGACUAACCGAUACUGGUAUCGUUACAUGUACAAAGAUAAAAAAUUUAAAACACCUUGGUUUUUUCGGCUUUAAUAACGCCACUGACUCUUCAAUUAAAUUGCUCAAAAAUAUGACACAUUUAACGACACCAUGCAGCAAUAAAAUUACUGAUGAAUCAGCUAUCAAAGUUCUUGAAAAUUCACCAGAGAUGGAAUAUUUUUGUGUUGAGAACACAAGUAUAACUCAUAAAUUUAUCGAAAAAGCAGCUGAAAUAUCAAGAACUCGUAAAAGAAAAUUAGAAGUAUGUGUUACACUUGAACGUGGAAUUGAAUAUGAAUCGCCUUAUUUUACAAUUGAUUACGCUGAAAAAGAAAUGAUUAUAACUGACCAAUAA
Molecule: messenger RNA, 1313 nt
Organism: Aphidius gifuensis
Lineage: Eukaryota; Metazoa; Arthropoda; Insecta; Hymenoptera; Braconidae
Exons: 3
Coding region: 57-1313 (418 amino acids)
Biological process (GO): SCF-dependent proteasomal ubiquitin-dependent protein catabolic process
Cellular component (GO): SCF ubiquitin ligase complex
Molecular function (GO): protein binding
Source: RefSeq, a predicted model, not a curated record